Molecule: messenger RNA, 1209 nt
Organism: Cucurbita pepo subsp. pepo (vegetable marrow)
Lineage: Eukaryota; Viridiplantae; Streptophyta; Magnoliopsida; Cucurbitales; Cucurbitaceae
Source: RefSeq, a predicted model, not a curated record
AUGAGGGUUUAUUUCCAAGCANCCAUUUUGGCACUCCCAUUGUUCUUGUCUCUUUUUACUGGGAAAUCUAAGCCAUGGGGUGUUGAAUCCGCCAAAAUUGCUUAUGCGAAAUUGGGCGAUGAUGCUAAUACUCAGCUACUUGAUAUUAGAGCGCCGGUUGAACUUAGGAAAGUGGGUAGCCCUGAUAUUCAAAAGUUGGGCAAAAAGCCUGUGUCCAUUCCUUACAAAGGUGAAGAUAAGCCUGGUUUCUUGAAGAAGCUUGCUUUGAAGUUCAAGGAACCACAAAACACCACAUUGUUCAUCUUAGACAAAUAUGAUGGGAACUCAGAACUUGUUGCAGAGUUGGUCACUGUCAAUGGAUUCAAAGCUGCUUUCGCCAUUAAAGACGGUGUCGAAGGACCUCGAGGAUGGACGAAUAGUGGUCUUCCUUGGUUAACACCAAAGUCACCUUUGAGUAUUGGCAGUCUAACAGAUGCCAUUGCUGGUGCACUUGGAGAGGAUUCUGAAGAUUUUCCUGCUGUUGCUGCUGCUUUUGCUGUAGCAGCUACUGCAAUUGGUUUAGUGGCUUUUACUGAGAUGGAAACGGUUCUUGAGAUUCUGGGUUCAGCUGCAAUUAUUCAGUUUGUGAGCAAGAAACUCCUAUACGCUGAGGAUCGGAAGAAAACAAUACAAGAACUUGAUGAGCUCUUAAACACCAAGGUUGCCCCACAAGGACUGGUUGACGACUUGAAGGAUAUUGGAAAGGCUCUAUUACCAUUACCUGCUACGAGCAAGGCACUUCCUGCACCAGCAGACUCAGCUGAAGCUGCCCCUCUACACAAAGCAGAAGCUGUUGCAGAGGCUGCUCCUGAGAUAAGUCCGGUGGAGGCGAAACAAGAAGUAAAAGCAGAAUCAUCGCCCGCAAUCUCGAGGCCGCUUUCUCCAUAUCCUUCUUAUCCAGAUUUCAAGCCUCCGACGUCUCCUACGCCAUCGCCGCCAUGAUAACCGAGUUUAUAUCAGGGAGAUAUGGUGACCCAAAAGUACGCUGCUUUGCUUUGCUUUGUUUUUGUUAUUGGAAGUCAAUGAAAUUGUAGUUAUUUAGUGAGUCUCAACAUUGACCUCAAAACUUUUGUAACGAAAAAGGUUGGGUUAGUACCAAAUUCAAGUUUAGUUUACUUCAAAACCAUAAUGAUAGAUAGAUUGAUGGCAAGUAGAGCUUCAACUUUGAUC